UUGGAAUGUGCUGCUCUUCACCUGAGCAUGUUUUGAAGACAUGUUUCCUCGCAUGGCAUCGAGGUGAAUUUUGCACAUACAGAAGCUGCGUCCACAAAUGUAUCGCUAUAUUUGCAACGACACACUUGUCAAUAAUCUCUGGGUGUUCCGAUUUUUUAAAUGCAGAAAAAUGUUCUCAACACUGGCCGCAGCUGUCGAUGAAAACAUUGCUGAUCCAGUUAUGGAUAAUAAAAGGCUGAUAGAAGAGCCACCCGAGGCUGAUGAUAAUAAGAAACAAAAAUUGGAUAAUGUCGACAGAGUGAAGAAGCGGAAAGUCGCAAUGCUUUUGGGUUACAUGGGAAAAAAUUAUUACGGUAUGCAGAGAAACCCACAAAUGAAAACGAUAGAGGAGGACUUGAUACAAGCUCUAUUACAAGCAAAGCUUAUUAAUGAUGAAGCUUUUGAAACUAUACAGACAAUUCAGUUUCAAAGAGCUGCCAGAACGGAUAAAGGUGUUUCUGCAGCUAGGCAGGUUGUCUCUCUGAAACUACCUGAGCAUGCAAAGAAGGAAGAUAUAAAUGCCUUUUUGCCCGAAGAAAUUAGAGUUUUUGGAAUAAAGAGGGUAACGAAAGGUUUCAACAGUAAAAGUAGCUGUGGUGCUCGGUCUUACAUCUACACGAUGCCAACUUUUGCCUUUGCAAAAAAACCGCCAGAUUCCGAAGCGGUAGACGAGGAGUUUGACAUUGAUAAAAAAAUUGAGGAGCUCUCUGUUAUCAAUGGUGAACCAUUCUACAAUUACCGGAUACAGCCGGAGGUACUUGAAAAGGUCAACUCGGUGCUGAAACUGUAUGAAGGAACUCAUAAUUUUCAUAAUUUUACAUCAAAAAUAAAACCAUUGGAUCCGUCUGCAAUGAGAUAUAUGAUAGAGUGCUCGUGUAGCGUGCCGUUCAUCAGCAACGAUAUGGAAUUCGUUACCCUUAAGAUCAAGGGGCAAAGUUUUAUGUUGCACCAAAUUCGAAAAAUGGUCGCUUUGGUUAUCGCGAUUGUUAGAACUCAGACCUCUCAAGAAACAUUGAAUACGGCUUUUGGACAAGAGAGGCUAGACAUUCCGAAGGCGCCUAGUUUAGGAUUAGUUUUGGAUCAGGUUCACUACGACAGAUAUAACAAACGAUACAGUUCAGAUGGAAUUCACGAGGCUCUGGAAUGGCCAGAGGUCAAUGAUGAGAUUGUCAAAUUCAAGGAAGACUACAUACUGAAGUACAUCUGUGAGAGUGAACAGAGCGAAAAGUCGAUGCUUCGAUGGAUUGCUACACUGUGCAGACAUAGCUACGAUAUCCGCGAAGACGGCGUUAUCAGUUAAUGUCAUAUUUCCAAAUUGAUUAUCAAUUAUAAUAUAAUAGAUGCAAUAUACCCUGAUUUAAUAACACGUGUAAUGUAUUAAAUCCUUGAUAUUCCGUAAUCUCGUCUCAUUUCUUGUUUUACAUCCAAACAAUUAAUGUAAAGAACCGAUAAUAAUGGAAGAGAAAAUUGGUACGAACGUAAAAUGUGAAAGUGAGCAAUAAUUUU
Molecule: messenger RNA, 1545 nt
Organism: Diprion similis
Lineage: Eukaryota; Metazoa; Arthropoda; Insecta; Hymenoptera; Diprionidae
Gene: Pus1
Product: tRNA pseudouridine synthase A
Exons: 6
Coding region: 98-1339 (413 amino acids)
Biological process (GO): tRNA pseudouridine synthesis; mRNA pseudouridine synthesis
Cellular component (GO): nucleus
Molecular function (GO): pseudouridine synthase activity; RNA binding
Source: RefSeq, a predicted model, not a curated record